GCUCCAUAUAAAUUUUGGUGAGCCAUCUCAAAUGAAAGCCAGGAUUUGUGGGUUUUACCUAUAGCCUCACAAACAUUCUCUGAAAACAUUUUCAUCAACACAAAUAUUUUCAACAAGACCCACCAUCAAAACUUCACAAAAAUGUUGUCUCAGAGGAAAGAGAUGAAAACCAAGGGCCUUUUAUCAACAGCAGCCUCCAUAGCAGCCACAGCAAUGGUGAUUCGUACCAUUGCCAACGAUUUCUUCCCAGCAGAAAUCACCAACUACUUUUCCAUGCGCUUACGGGGCCUAUCUCACCGUUUCUCUUCUCAGUUAACAAUUGUGAUAGAUGAAUUCAGAGGGCAUGUUGUAAACCAAGUGUUUGAAGCUGCUGAUGCAUACUUGGGAACCAAAACUGCAACCCCUUCCAUCCAAAGAGUUAAGGUGGGCAAAACUGACAAGGACAACAACUUAUCUUUAUCUAUGGAUCGAGGUGGAACAUUGGUCGAUGUUUAUGAAAAUGUUGAGAUGAAAUGGAAACUGGUUUGUUCCCAAGUUCCUUCCCACAACCAUGGGGAUGUUAAUUCAUCUCAAAGGUCUGAAGUUAGACACUAUGAGCUAAGUUUUCAUAAGAGGAACAAAGAUUUAGUGAUUGAUUCAUACUUGCCUUACAUUUUAGAAAGGGCAAAGUUGAUGAGAGAAGAGAAUAAGAGUAUAAAACUCCACACAGUUGUUUAUGGAAGAUGGGAUGACGACGUAGUCAUAUUUAAACACCCAAUGACGUUCAACAGUUUGGCUAUGGAUUGGGAGCUGAAAAGGGCUGUAAUGGAGGAUCUUGAAAUGUUUACAAAUGGGGAAGAAUACUAUAAAAGAGUUGGUAAAGCUUGGAAACGUGGAUAUCUGUUGUAUGGUCCUCCAGGGACAGGCAAAUCAAGUUUGAUAGCAGCAAUGGCUAAUCACUUGAAAUAUGAUAUCUAUGACUUGGAUCUUACUGACGUCCGUAAUAACUCGGAUCUUCGGUUUUUGUUGCUCUCCAUUUCUAGCCGGUCCAUACUAGUCGUCGAGGAUAUUGACUGCUCUAUCGAGCUAGAAAACCGAGAAUCGGAGGAGGCCGAAGCUCAUAGCAAUCAAGGUGAUAAUCAAAUAACAUUGUCUGGACUUUUGAAUGUCAUUGAUGGGCUUUGGUCAUGCUGUGGUGAAGAACGAAUCAUAAUCUUCACGACGAAUCAUAAAAAACGGUUAGACCCGGCACUGGUGAGACCUGGUCGGAUGGACAUGCAUGUUCACAUGUCAUACUGCAAUGCAUCCGUAUUCAAGCAGCUUGCCUUCAACUAUUUUGGGAUUAGGGAUCAUGGUGUUUUCGAGCAGAUUGAGAAGCUGUUGGAGGAAGUGAAUGUGAGCCCUGCAGAAGUUGCAGGGGAGUUGUUGAAGAAGAACAGCAACUCCAAUGCAGAGGCUGCCUUUCAAGGCUUACUCAAAUUCCUACAUGAAAAAAGUUUUUUUACAGAAGAAAAAGGCGAGGAAGAGACUGUCAACAUACCAUCAUCUGUCCAAUUCUCAACAAUUUCCAUCAACCAGUCAAGCCGUGGGCUUGGGAGAGGGAGAGGGAGAAGAGGACGUGGUCGCUUUCGGCAUUCAGGCCGCUAGACUAAUUUUUGGAAAGAAAUAAUCACUAAUUCUUUUUUAUCAAAUAUUUUUUUAACCUUCAAAGUUGUAACCCGUCAUUACUUCCAUAUUUAUUUAUUUUUUAUGAGUUUGAUAUUUA
Gossypium raimondii (Peruvian cotton) is the source of this 1744-nucleotide messenger RNA. RefSeq names its product AAA-ATPase At3g50940. The transcript is spliced from 2 exons. Bases 142 to 1626 code for a protein of 494 amino acids. Lineage: Eukaryota; Viridiplantae; Streptophyta; Magnoliopsida; Malvales; Malvaceae. Gene Ontology annotation, molecular function: ATP binding; ATP hydrolysis activity. The record is from RefSeq and is a predicted model, not a curated record.